Drosophila santomea is the source of this 930-nucleotide messenger RNA. It is a transcript of the gene PCNA2, whose product is annotated as proliferating cell nuclear antigen 2. Bases 77 to 844 code for a protein of 255 amino acids. The transcript is spliced from 2 exons. Gene Ontology annotation, molecular function: DNA binding; DNA polymerase processivity factor activity. Gene Ontology annotation, cellular component: PCNA complex. The record is from RefSeq and is a predicted model, not a curated record. Lineage: Eukaryota; Metazoa; Arthropoda; Insecta; Diptera; Drosophilidae. Gene Ontology annotation, biological process: translesion synthesis; mismatch repair; regulation of DNA replication.
GCAAAACAGCUGACUAGUUUCAUUUUGUUUGUGAAUUGUGAAAUUAACGGGACUCUGCGCUUGUUAAUUUUUAAAAAUGCUGGAGGCGCGAUUAAGUCAGACUUUGCUGCUGAAGAAGAUCAUCGAUGCGCUGAAGGAAAUCAUCGCUCAGGGAACAUUGGACUGCAGUGACUCUGGCCUGCAGCUCCAAUCAAUGGACAACUCCCACGUUUCGCUGGUGGCCCUAACCCUCCAAUCGGAUUGUUUUGAAAAGUUCCGCUGCGAUCGCAAUGUCUCCCUGGGAUUGGAUCUGAAAUCCCUGGGCAAGGUACUUAAGUGCGCCAAUAGCGACGAUGCGGUCACCAUAAAGGCCGUUGACAAACCGGACAAGAUUACGCUCAGCUUCGAGUCCGAUGGCAAAGAACGCACGGCGGACUACGAGCUAAGGCUCUUGAAUCUUGACGAGGACCACCUGGGGAUUCCGGAAACGGACUACUCCUGCGUCAUACAGUUGCCGUCGACGGAGUUCGCCCGCAUUUGCCGGGACAUGAGCAUGUUCGACGAGUCCCUGACGAUCGCCUGCUCCAAACAGGCCAUCAAGUUCUCGGCCAAUGGAGAUCUGGGCUCGGCCAACAUCCAGCUAAGUGAGGGCACAAAAAUGGAUGUGAGCAUUGAGGUGCAGGAACCCCUGACCCAGUCCUUCGCGGGUCGCUACCUGAACACCUUCACAAAAGCCACUCCUCUCGCGGAUCGCGUCAAGAUCUGCCUGUCCGCCGAGGUGCCUCUCCUGGUGGAGUAUCCCAUUGAGGAUUACGGCUUCAUUCGAUACUAUCUCGCACCCAAAGUGGAUGACCCCGAUUCCUAGCUGCACACACUUUCCACCGCAUCUAAGAACAUAACGAUACAUUUUUUUUACACUAUUAUAGGUCGUAAAAUAUAAAAAAUCGUAUU